AUGGAGCUGGACCACUUGGGAAACGGAGGGGUUAAACCGGAGCAGGGAGCAUCUUGUUUGUACCGUGUUGCUUUGGCCAUGUGCGUGUGUGUCUGCGCGGCUCUGCUCCUCGCACUCAUUAUUGUCUCCGGUCAAAAGUCUAUGCAGGAGGAGUUCUGUCUGAGCCCAGAAUGCAUAGAAGCAGCUGGAUCUAUUCUGAGUAAACUUGACCCCUCUGUGGACCCCUGUGAGGACUUCUACUCGUACUCCUGUGGGGGCUGGUUGAAGGAGAACCCCAUCCCAGAAGACUCCUCCUCAUUCGGGAUCUACCCCUGGCUCCGGCAGCAUGUCGACAUCAAACUCAAAGAGUUGCUGGAAGCUCCGUCAAAUUCAGAUGAACUUGAUGCUGUAAGAAAGGCGAGAAUUCUUUAUCGUUCCUGUCUGAAUGAAACUGUCCUGGAGCAGCUGGACUCCGGGCCGAUGCUGCAGACUCUGAAACAGCCUGAGUUCCGGUGGCCCGUGGUGGGAGAGGGUCUGGGGGGGGUAUAUGAGUGGUCCCAGAGCGAGUGGAGUCUUAUCAAGACUUUGGCCCAAAUGAGAAACCAGCACAGCAAGAGCGUCCUCAUCCGCCUCUAUGUUUCUCCUGACGACAAGAACUCACUGCAUUACAUCAUCAAGCUCGACCAGGGGUCCUUGUCUUUACCGUCCAGAGAAGACUACACCACCAACACCACUGCAGCCAAAUCUUAUCGAGCCGCUCUGUUGAAUCUGAUGGUGGACACAGCGGUGAUGCUCGGAGCUCCUCAAAAGUCCGCUCAGGUGCAGAUGGAGAAAGCUCUGGCCUUCGAGACCAAACUGGCUCAUAUUUUGAUUCCGUAUGAAAACCGCACCAGUGAAUCCAUGUACAACAAACACACAAUCUCACAUCUACAGAAGGCCAUUCCACAGUUUGAUUGGUUGGGUUUCGUGAAAGCCGUGAUGGAGGCCUCUGGACAUUACACCGUCACUUCAUCAGAGUUGGUCAUCGUCAGAGCCCCACUUUAUUUCAAAGAGCUUUUCAAACUCAUCGAGGCCACAGAGCCAAGGACUGUAGCUAACUACGUCCAGUGGAGAACAGUGUUCUCCAGAAUCACAACUUUGAGCCGAAGAUUCCUCUAUAGAUACUUGGACUAUGCACGGGUUACCACGGGAACCACCUCCCUGACCCCCCGCUGGGAUAAGUGCGUUAACUACGUGGAGAACUCUCUUGUUUAUGCCACCGGCCGCCUUUUUGUGAGCGCACACUUCCAGGAGGACAAGAAACACAUGAUGGAGGAGCUGAUUGAAGGAAUCCGCUGGGCGUUCAUAGACAUUUUGGAGAAAGAAAAUGACUGGAUGGAUGAACCUACAAAGAAGAAAGCUAUAGACAAGGCUCAUGCGGUGCUGCCUAAAGUGGGAUAUCCAGAGUUUAUCCUCAACGACACCUACCUCAAUGAAAACUUGAAUGAGUUACAGUUUGCUGAAAAUGACUACUAUGGAAAUGUGAUGCAGACGCUGAAGUUUAUCGCUCGCUCCGACCUGGUCUGGCUCGGAAAGACAGUCCCACGAACAGAAUGGUUCACCAACCCCACCACAGUGAACGCCUUCUACAGCUCCUCCACAAAUCAAAUCAGAUUUCCUGCUGGAGAAUUACAAAAGCCAUUUUUCUGGGGGAAUGAGUAUCCAAGAUCGUUAAGUUAUGGAGCCAUUGGGGUAAUUGUUGGCCAUGAGCUAACACACGGCUUUGACAAUAACGGGAGAAAGUAUGACAAAAAUGGAAACCUGGAUCACUGGUGGAGCAACUCUUCCAUAAAUGCCUUUACUGAGAAAACGCAGUGUAUGAUCGACCAAUACAACGACUACCACUGGGAGGAGGCGGGACUUCAUGUUCGCGGUAAAAGAACUCUGGCAGAAAACAUAGCAGAUAAUGGAGGAGUAAGAGAGGCCUUUAGGGCGUACAGGCGCUGGGUGAAGCAGAGCAGAGGGGGGGUGGAGGAGUCACUGCUGCCUGGACUGGGACUGUCCAACGACCAACUCUUCUUCCUCAGCUACGCACAUGUCAGGUGUAACGCUUACAGAACAGAAGCGGCCAGAGACCAGAUCCAGAACGGAGCCCACAGUCCUCCCAAGUUCAGAGUGAUCGGAGCCAUGAGUAACUACGAGGAGUUCAGUAAGGCCUUCAGCUGUCCGCAGUCCUCUGUGAUGAACCGGGGGCCGCUGUCCUGCCGUGUGUGGUGA
Messenger RNA from Knipowitschia caucasica, 2235 nucleotides. The record is from the annotation of a GenBank genome assembly. NCBI's taxonomy places the organism in Eukaryota, Metazoa, Chordata, Actinopteri, Gobiiformes, Gobiidae.